This is a messenger RNA of Racocetra fulgida, 535 nucleotides long. NCBI's taxonomy places the organism in Eukaryota, Fungi, Glomeromycota, Glomeromycetes, Diversisporales, Gigasporaceae. The record is from the annotation of a GenBank genome assembly.
AAACGUCAAAAUGAUGACUAUAUUGAGAAAGAAAAUUCAAAAUCUUGUAAAGUUAAGGAUAGUGGUGUAAAGAAGCAGACAGAAGAAAAUAAGAAUAAUUUGUUAACUCAGAACGAAAUUAUGGAUCUUACUCCGUCUUUAGAAUUCGUACUAAGAUAUACAGAUAAAGAUAACUAUAUGCAAGUUCUAAAAGAAACCUUUGAGUCUGUUGAUGAGCUAUUUCCAGAAAGCGCUAUUAAGUUCCUUGAUGAUUUUUUUUCAGAGGAGGGAUAUGCAGAUCAUUCAGACGGCCUUGCUUACAUUACUACUGAAAAACAAUAUGAAAUAUAUGUUAUAGAAGGAUCUAGACUAUAUGUCGUUGAUGACACAAAAGAAAUAUCUGAUUUUGUUCAGAAUGCAAAGACAGGAAAAGAUAUAAUAAAUUACACUGUUGUGUCUGAAGUUAAAUUGAAGCGAGCUCCGCCUUUACAAUUUAAGGCCUAUAUGGUGCAGUGUAUUAGAUUAAGUUUUAGAUUUUACUUUAUGGAUUAUUUAG